Messenger RNA from Aspergillus heteromorphus CBS 117.55, 1621 nucleotides. RefSeq names its product transcription factor SPN1. The transcript is spliced from 4 exons. The record is from RefSeq and is a predicted model, not a curated record. Gene Ontology annotation, biological process: poly(A)+ mRNA export from nucleus. NCBI's taxonomy places the organism in Eukaryota, Fungi, Ascomycota, Eurotiomycetes, Eurotiales, Aspergillaceae. Gene Ontology annotation, cellular component: nucleus. Bases 198 to 1466 code for a protein of 422 amino acids.
CCUCCUUCCACGCUCCUGGUCCUCUCCUUCCAUCUUGAUUCAAGUCGAGUCGUGCUGGCUGUGUGUGUGUGUGUUUCAUCCAUCCGAACACCCCGGGCGGAAUUACUCUAGUCCACGAGUGUCGACCAAACGCUGCCAUCGCCACCUCCCUCAUCAGGAGGCUGAACCACCACCCAAACACAUAACCAACCAUCACAAUGUCCGAACCCAACAGCCCCUCCGAAAACCCUCUCCCCGCCGAAGAAGUCGAAGAGACCCAAGCCCCGACCCCGGACGCCGCCGCAGAAGAACCCGCCGCCGCGGCCUCCAGCCCCGACGACAACGACAACAACUCGGACGAUGAGUCUAUCCUCUCGGAAGUUGACGAAGCGCAGUUCGAUGACUUCGACCCGGAGAAUGUCGACAUCGAGGACCGGCCGCAGCUGGCCAUCGACGAGGAUAACCUGAAGCUGAUCGGGCGGCACAAGCGCACGCGCGCGGAGGGCGAUGACGACGAGCGGUCGAAAAGGAAGCGCGAGGGUCGGCGUGAGAAGAAGAGUCGGCGGAUGCGCGAGCUGGAGGAUGGUGGGGGCAGUGAUGAUGAGAAGGCCAGUCGGAGGAGGAAGAGGAAGGAGGCGUCGCCUCCGGAUGAGGAGUUGUUGGAUCCUGCUACGAGACGGAGGAGAGCCCUGGAUCGUGCGAUGGACGAGGCGCUGAAGAAGCCCACGAAGAGACGGUUCCGCAAGGCGGACGGGAUUGACCUCGAGCAAAUGGCCGAUGCCGAAAUCGAAGACAUGCGCAAGCGCAUGACCCACGCCGCGCAGAUGGACGCCGUCAACCGCCGCGACGGCAAGCCCGCCAUGCACAAGCUCAAGAUGCUCCCCGAGGUGGUCUCGCUGCUGAACCGCAACCAGUACGUCAACAGCCUGGUCGACCCCGAGAUCAACCUGCUGGAGGCGGUCAAGUUCUUCCUCGAGCCGCUGGACGACGGGUCGCUGCCGGCCUACAACAUCCAGCGGGACCUGAUGACCGCCCUGGGCAAGCUGCCGAUCAACAAGGAGGCCCUGAUCGCGAGCGGCAUCGGCAAGGUGGUGGUGUUCUACACGCGCAGCAAGCGGCCUGAAGCCGGCAUCAAGCGCAUGGCGGAGCGACUGCUGGCCGAGUGGACGCGCCCGAUCCUGCAGCGCAGCGACGACUACUCGAAGCGGGUGUACCAGGAGGCUGCCUUUGAUCCUACUAAACUCACCGCGGCGCGCCCGCAGUCAGUGCAUGUCACUGCGGCCGAGGCACGCGCGCGCGAACUGCUGCCGCCGCGCCUGGCCAACCGCGCCCGCGCCGACAUCACGCACACGAGCUACACGGUGGUGCCGCGGCCGACGAUGGUGCAGGAGAGCAAGUUUGCGCGACCGUUGGGAGCCAGCGGCGAGGAUCGAUUCCGGAAGAUGCGCGCCCGACAGAUCGCAGCGGCGAAGGGGUCCCGGCGUUGAUUUUUUUUUUCUAUCCUUUUUUUGCUGCUUAUUUUGUGGCUGAGAAUUUUUUCUUCUUGUAUUUGUUAUCAUAUCUCGGAAGUCGGCGAAGUCGGCGCCAGGGGACUGCUUGUAUUAUUGGAUCAUGCCAUAGCGAAUGGAUGGGAUUUAUCGCA